Molecule: messenger RNA, 2163 nt
Organism: Hyaena hyaena (striped hyena)
Lineage: Eukaryota; Metazoa; Chordata; Mammalia; Carnivora; Hyaenidae
Exons: 3
Coding region: 1130-2134 (334 amino acids)
Source: RefSeq, a predicted model, not a curated record
UAAUUUUUUCUGUGUAUGAAUCUAGAUUUUCUUUUUGCAAAUACAAAUAUACAUGCCUAUUUGUUCCUGGCCAACCUAAAAGGGGGUCUACAACUUAUAUACUUUUGCACCUUCCUUUUGCAUUCAAUCAUAUUUCUUGGAGAGAUUUCCAUAUAAAUACAGAUCUUCCUUCCUUGAUCCUUUAUUACUCUUGCGUACUAUUCCAGCAUAUGGUUGGCCACAACUCUAACCGAUCCUUAUUAAUGGACAUUUGAGUUUGUUAUUAGGCUUGUCCCAAACAGGCUGUGUUGACCAACCUUGUGCAUAUUUUUUUAGACAAAUAACUGCUGGGUCAAAGGGCAAAUGCAUUUGGAACGUUGGAUAUAUGUUGCCAAAUCACCUUUGGGAGGGGUUGUGCAAAUGUGCAUUCUCACCAGGAUGGUCCCUUACUGAGUCAGCAAGCUGAGCGUCCGCUCUGCACAUGGCCCUGGGCUAAACAAGAGCAACACAUGGAUAAGAUGCCGCUGGGACUUCCUUUUGGGCAGAGAGAGAGAGUGACUUACUGGACCACCUAGUCGGUUUGUGAUAACGUGCUCCAGCAUGGGACAAGGACUAUGAGAAUGUGGACAAAGGUGUGAUUUGUUCUGCAAGGACGUCUUCAGGGGAGGCACAGGUGAGCCGGGCCCUGAAAGACCAGCAAGUUGCCAAGGGGAGGGGAGCUGUGUGAGACGUGGUGCUGGGGGGUGGGGGGGGGGCAUGAACAGCAGCUGAGAAGCUGAUUCCAAGAGCCGCGGAUCGAGUACUUUGAUGGAGCUGGAGGAAUUAAGUUUGGAGAGGCAAGCAAAGAGAGACUGAGUGCUCACCCUGAAGGAGCCAAGCAGUCUUUGUGGGCUUGUAAGUGGCAACGACGUGGUUAGAUGGUCCCCCAGGCACGUGCUCUGCCCACUCUAUUCCCCGGGACUCCAACCUUCCAAGCACACGGUCGUGUGUGUCCAUUUCACCCCAGGGCGUCAUCUGAUAACCUAAACUAGGACCUCACAAAAGCCCCCAAGCAGGCCAGUUAUGAUGCAAGAAGAGUUUGUGACUAUGUCACUGUUCUAGAAGGAAAGUCCAGGCAGUGACACCUCCUAUCCUAGCCUAUUGCCAGAUUAUGAUCAGGGAAUGGGAGAAAGGCUGCCAGAAGGUUGGGAAACAGAGGCCCCAAGAAAGGAAGGCUGCAGAGGGCAGGUGGAGAAGGAAUGGAGGGCCAGUCAGAAUGUAUAACACAAGCGAUGCCUUUCUGGAGAAGGACCCCCUGUGCUCUCAGUGGGGUCUGUGUUCUACUUCACCGCUGGGGGUAUGGACCAAAUUCUACAAAUCAGAUCCACGCAUUGCCUUUGGGAAAUACUCCCCCUUGGAAAAAGAGAUCCUACGUCUGGGAGGUGUUCACACCACAGCGGCAAGAAGGUUUCUGACUCACAAGCAAGAGGAAGAACGGAAAGCCCUCAAAGAGCUGCAGUCGCUGUCUUCGGACUAUAAACGGGCUCUGGGAUUCCGAACAGAGCACUCCCCUCCCUGUGUCACCUGCAGGCCCCUGGAGAAAAUAUGGACGGCCAAGGUGGUCGUGCCUGCGGAGGAGUUGAGGAUGCCGCAGCGCGAGCAGCUCACUGUCAUCAAGCACAUAGAACGGAUGCAGCUCGCUCGAGCCCUUCGGAGCAAGCACCUCCUGCCCCACGUCGAGAGGUUCAAGUGCUCUUCAUUUCUGUCCGGGGGCGGCCUGGGCCCAAUGGCAAAAGACAAGACCAGGGAAGAUGAAGGCAAUGAGGAUGAAAAUUUCUAUGACAACGCCAAGCAAAGGGAGAGAGGCGAGGCAGAGGUCAAAGCCAUGAGGAGACAAGAAAUAAAAAUGAACGUCGUGUUCAAGUCAGAAGAACCGAAAACACGUAUCACACACCAUCCGAAUGAUCGGAAGCCAUUCUUCCCCACCAAGAAAGUGGAGCGGUCCAUCACUGGCCUAACCAACCGAAAUAUUUUCCACUUAGCUGAGUUCCCUGGUGACCUAAUGCUAAUGAGUCAGGAUUUUAUUUCCCGGGGAGCCCUUCCCACGGGUGUGACGAAGGCCAGCCUCGUGGGGAAAGGCCACUUCCGGAAAGGGCAGGAGUACAAAGCUCCUUAGUAUUAAAGGCUGACUGGUUUCCACGGUAA